Molecule: messenger RNA, 984 nt
Organism: Peniophora sp. CBMAI 1063
Lineage: Eukaryota; Fungi; Basidiomycota; Agaricomycetes; Russulales; Peniophoraceae
Source: the annotation of a GenBank genome assembly
AUGACCUCGUCGAUUCCUACCAAACCAAGCGGCACUCUUCCAAUCCAGCUUCCGUGUAGUGAAGCUGUUCCGAGUAACGGCGACGCCAUUCUUCAAAUAGCUGCGGCAUUCAUACGCUCACUUGGCUACUCGCCACCUCCUUCCACCCGAGAUCCCAUCCUCAAGGACGCGGCUAUCAAGGAGCUCACUUCGUGGGAUCUGGGCGAAAGCCUCGAGGACGUGUUGAAGUAUCUCGACGUCGGCCUCGGAGCUGCUGAGCUCUUCUAUCCCUCGCAUGAGUUUGACAUGAAGCUCAUCAUGGCCAUCUCUACGGCAUGCCUCACUUGGGUGGACAGUGUGGCUCAAUCGAUCGUGAACGCGCUCGCUGAGUUUCAGCGUCGCUUCUACUCGCGUCUCCCUCAGUUGAACCCCGUUCUGGAUCGCUACGCCACCUAUAUGCUCAAGCUCUAUGACCACUACGAGGAGUACGUCGCUGGGGCCAUGAUCAUGUCGUGCUGCGCCUACAUGGAUGUCAACUGUCUGGAAGUGCGCGCGGUCACCAAGGAACUGCCGGCGAAGAUGGACGCCAAGCUUUGGCCAUAUUACGUCCGCAAUCUGAGCGGUGUUUCUGUGUUCUACUCGUUUGCGUGCUUCCCGAAGAAGAACCACCCCGACUUGGUCAACUACAUCCAAGCGAUUCCUGAAAUGCUCAUAUUCACCAACUUCUUGAACGAUGUUCUGAGCUACUAUAAAGAGGAUAUGGACGGCGAACAGACUAACUACUGUCAGAUGAUGUCGCAAGUCUCCGGCCGCUCGCCGAUUGAAGUUUUAGAAGAUGUCUCGCGCGAGACAGUCGCGGUGGCCAAGCGUGCGGAGCAGAUCCUGAAAGAUUCUCCGGCUGCUCUCAAGGCCUUCAAGGAGUAUCAGCAAGGAUAUAUCCGUUUUCACCUGGACGUAGGACGCUACCGCCUUCCUGCGGCCUGGAAGGGGCAGUUUCUGGCCUGA